This is a messenger RNA of Strongyloides ratti, 219 nucleotides long. RefSeq lists its product as hypothetical. The coding region runs from base 1 to 219 and encodes 72 amino acids. Lineage: Eukaryota; Metazoa; Nematoda; Chromadorea; Rhabditida; Strongyloididae. The record is from RefSeq and is a predicted model, not a curated record. The transcript has a single exon.
AUGUUUUCGAUUGAAGAGUAUUUUCAAUAUAAUACUGAAGAGAAUAAGUAUGGUUAUUCUGUUACUUUUAAUUUAACCAACAAUGAACAAGAGUUUUCUAGUUCAGUAUUAAAUGAGUUAAAAGGAAAAAAACCUAUUUCAAAAGAAGAAAUAUUUCAUAUCAAAGAAAAGGAUGAAAUGAAAGAAGAUUCUCAAGAAAUGACUAAUGCACAAAAUUAG